AUGAGGUGGGAAACGAAAGUCAUUGGCGUGCGGCCACAACCUUCGACGAGAAGGGAGACGAGCCUGGGCACCGGACAGACCGAUACCGCAGGUGCUACUAUGCAGGUGCAGCUUGCAUCGGGCGAGACUCUGCGGGCCGACAUCGUGAUAGCAGCAGACGGUGCUCGCUCAACAAUCCGCCGGCAUUACAAUGCGUCCGCGAGCGCCGGCGGUCUUGACUAUGCAGGUGUGGCGAUUGUUAGCGGCGUGUCACAGUUUCCCUCGCCUGAGGAUGUACCGCAACGAAUCAGAGCUUGCUGGGGGCUUGUCAUCUCUGGUACGGGCACAGGCUUGUUCGUGAGCCCAGUUGACAACACGAGCGCUCUAUGGAGCUUGAGCUACUAUACCGAGGAGCGAGUGGAGGAUCGACGAUGGCCGAUGAGCAACGACGUUCUGGAGAAGCUGAUGGCGAAGGCGAAAGAACUCGCGUCGUCGUUUGAUGGCACGGUGAACGAGUUGGUCGACAAGACCAAUCUCGCGACCCUGAUGCAGCUGAGCGCGAUGGAUCGGCCAGCAUUCGCCCACCAUGUCCAGCGAGAUGGAAACGUCGUCUGGCUGGGCGACGCUAAUCACGCGGUAUCCCCCUUCGCGGGAAAUGGCGCCAAUCUGGCAUUGAAUGAUGGGUGGGAUUUCGCAGAAGCGCUGCUGACUACGAGUACCGGGUUUGAGGGGGCAGUGAAGAGUUACGAUAAGGACGCGAUGCCGAGGGCACAGCAGACGCGCAAGAUGAGUCGGUGGGUCAUCGACUUUGCCCAUGCGACGGGCUGGAAGCUUUGGGUUUAUCUCUUCUUGCUGAGAGUCAUGAGCUGGGUGUUCUUGCGGGGGAAUAGGAAAGUGCAGACACAGAAGGAGCGUGCAGACUAA
Cyphellophora europaea CBS 101466 is the source of this 903-nucleotide messenger RNA. RefSeq lists its product as uncharacterized. The transcript has a single exon. Gene Ontology annotation, molecular function: FAD binding. NCBI's taxonomy places the organism in Eukaryota, Fungi, Ascomycota, Eurotiomycetes, Chaetothyriales, Cyphellophoraceae. The coding region runs from base 1 to 903 and encodes 300 amino acids. The record is from RefSeq and is a predicted model, not a curated record.